UUCCUCCAUGGAUUUUCUGGUGGACUUUGGAGUUCUCUCAAUCUUUAGGUGACGAAAGCCCGUUAUGCUAGUCUACUUUUCGGAGUGGGCUAAGUUGCUUAAAAAGGGGGGAAUUUUUAGUAGUCCUUAGGCCGUUGGAGCACUUUUUCUGAGCUCAUUCUCAUUUAGUAGUAGAACAUUAUGAAGGUUUCUGGGUUAUGCGUCUUGUUCUUGGUACUGGGGACAGAUUUCUUGUUUCUCAACUUCUCGAGUGGUAUAAGAACUGGUUCCUUUAUUUUUCCCGAAAUGGUCUUCGCCCAACUUGCCGGCGGCGAUGCUAUGCCAAUGACCACAGCGAGUAGGAGGCUGAAGGAUAAUGACCACAAUUCGCGCUCUGAGAAGAAGCACCGCCAAAUAGGCCGUGAUGUAAAUCUGGAUGAUUACCAUCCCAUUGAUCCAGUACCAAGUUCAAAGGCUUUCUUCAAACCUGGACCUAUCGAACACGGGACCGAUCCUCUUAUGCCAUAUAUUCCAAGACCUUCGCGGCCUCCUACCCCUCCUGAAAAUGGAGGAUUUGCAUAG
Juglans microcarpa x Juglans regia is the source of this 561-nucleotide messenger RNA. RefSeq lists its product as uncharacterized. Lineage: Eukaryota; Viridiplantae; Streptophyta; Magnoliopsida; Fagales; Juglandaceae. The transcript is spliced from 3 exons. The coding region runs from base 181 to 561 and encodes 126 amino acids. The record is from RefSeq and is a predicted model, not a curated record.